This is a messenger RNA of Wasmannia auropunctata (little fire ant), 924 nucleotides long. RefSeq names its product fer-1-like protein 6. The coding region runs from base 1 to 924 and encodes 307 amino acids. The record is from RefSeq and is a predicted model, not a curated record. The transcript has 5 exons. NCBI's taxonomy places the organism in Eukaryota, Metazoa, Arthropoda, Insecta, Hymenoptera, Formicidae. Gene Ontology annotation, biological process: plasma membrane organization.
AUGUCAGUAGAGGGCAAGAUUUACAAUAUCCCACCGGAUAUCAGGCCGAAGAUGACGAGCUACAGGCUGGAGGUGAUCUUUUGGGGUGUUCGCGACAUGAGGAAGAUAAAAUAUAUGCCGGUUCGCAGGCCGAGAAUUAUAGUGGAGUGCUCCGGAGUGUACGUCAAGUCGGAAGUGAUGAAGAACGCUAGGAAAUUCAGCAACUUUGCGGAACCGCAUAUUAUGAUCGAGCUGGAAAUGCCGGAGCUCGACAUUUACUAUCCUAGUAUCACCAUAAAGGCAUACGAUUCGCGCGGAUUUGGCUGCUUCAAGUACGCCGGGAUCUGCAUUAUCCCUAACAUUCACGUGUUUCUCGAGCAAUUAAUAACCGUGGAGGAUUAUGAUGCCCAGAUAUACGAGUCGAAAUUCAUGCAGAAAUUCCAGCUGGCGAAACGGCAGACGGCGGUAGUGUUACCUUUGCCGAUCGAUUAUAGUCCUCCGAAGGAGGAGGGCAAAGGUCUCAUUGCGUAUAAGAGAAUGGCUGCAACGGACAUUCGUUCUAAGCUGAAGAGACUGCUUGUAGUCACGAAGAGGAUAUUGAAAUUCAAGUUUCUUACCAAGAGAAAGAAGGUGGAGAUUUACAAAGACAGCGAUGACGAAACUCUCGAUUGGUGGAGUAAAUAUUUCGCCUCCCUUCAGGACGAGAGAAAUAGAGAAUUGGGGAUCACGACAGCGUUUCGUCGUAAACCCGUGGCGACGUUCAAGAUCUAUUCCACGGAGCUGGAGAUGCAGCCGCAAUUCGAGGGAUUCCAGGAUCGGCUCCGCACGUUCGAAUUGUGGCGCGGAAGGAAGGGCGAAAGCCCCGAGCACGCCGGGGAUAAUUACGCCGGCAGAUUCAAGGUUGAUUCACUUCGAAAAGUUAUUAACAAAAAAUAUAGAGAUUAA